AUGCCAACCGCAGACGAGUUCGGCUGCACCGUCGCGGAGCUCCGCGCGCUCAUGGAGUUGCGCGGCGCCGAAGCCCUCGAGAAGGUUUGUUUUUAUCAGUUUUUGAAGAUAAAGAUGUGACUUUUUGAAGCUGAUGACUAUAAGUUUCAAGCCUUUUUUCCUGAACUGAGCAAAAUUCUAGUUUAGAGAUUGUACCUUUGCAGGCUGAGAAGUAUGGGUUUUAGAUCUAAUUUUAUCUUAAACUACGUAAACUUUUUUUUUUUUUUUGAAAUAUGACUUUUUUUAAGUUGCGGAAUAUGAGUUUUUAGACCCUAUUUUGUCUUCAACCCGAUGUUUGAAAUUUCCUAUCUCAAAAAUUGAAACUUUUUAAUUUUUAUUGACUUUUAAAACUUCAAUGAGUUUGCCUUGACUAGUUCUUUUCUUCAAAUUUUUCAAGAAAAUUCGCUGUAAAAUCAUCGAACGGAUAAUUUCGAAAUAAUUAAACCUUAAGCCUUGUAAACAGCAGUUUUUUUGAUGGAUCUGAAACUUUGAAAAAAAUUCAAAAAAAUUUACUCAAUUUUAUCCGUUUGUCUUAAUAAGUUCCCACGUAAAAACUUGAUUUAAAUUUUAAAGACGGUUUUUAAAAUUUUAAAUCUUGAAAAAAUUCUUCAACCACCUGUUUUUCUCAGUAAGGUUCUUGUAAAAGUUGAACCAUUUUUUCAAAGUGUUCAGCCAAAAAAAAGAGAUUUUUUUGAAUUAUCAAUCACAGAAAAUUUCCUUUCUCUUAGAAACUUGACUCACAGUUCAAAAAUAUCCGGAAAAGUUCCUGGAUCAUUACACCCGCGUUCUACCAUCUUUCAGCAUUUUUUUUUUUCCAAAACGAACUUUGAAGUCUAUUUCCAAUCAAAAAGACCUAUAAAAGUGUUUUUGAGACCGUUUCCUUUGCAACAACCCCAGCGGCAAUCUAUCUUUUUGCGAAAGACCAAAAAAGAGAAGAAGGUCGAAAAAGAAGAAGAUCUUUGGCGACAAAAAGUGACACUUUGUAGAAUCGAAUCUUGCGAAUCGAAUCAAUCCAAUUCCAAUCAAAUCGAAUCGAAUCGAUAAGACUGAUAGUUGAUCAAAAUGCACGCGAGAGUAACCUUGAAGGAACGGCGGAGACGAAAAUUUGUGUUUUCUUCUCCUUCUCCUUCUUUUUGAUUUGUGAGAAGAAGUGUACUGUUUAAUGGGACUGGAGGAACUGAUUGAUUAGUUGACGAAUUCGAUUGGAAUUUCUCCCCCCACAAAACGUCACCUUCUCUCUUGAUAUAAAAGUAAUUUCUGUGGUCAUUUGAACCGGGAACUGUUUUGGGAAGAAACUCAAAAAUAAACCUUGAACUAAAAAAAUGUUUUUAGAAGGAAGUUGAGAUUCUGUACACACUUUUAAGAGCCCAACGUUUGGGACAACAAUAAUUGAACGAGUUUUUGAACUUUUUCCAGCUGAAAGUUUUUUUCACUGGGUUUUGAAGUUUCGUUUUCCGGAACUUCUGCGAUGAAAGGAACUUAAAAUUUCUAGGAUGAAAGAAACUUGAAAAUUCCAAUCAUACUAAAACUCAUAUCACUUAAAAUUUGAAUCGAAAACUUUACCAGCAAGAAAAAAUUCGAACUUCUGACAGAAAUUAGGAAUCAAGGAUUGGAAUUUUUCGCCGAGUUGAGUUUACAUUUGAAAGUUUUGAAACGGAGAAAAAAAACGACGCUAGAGACUGCAGUUUUAUUAUGAUUAACGCGUUAUUUCGAAAAGUUAAAAAAUCACGUUUAAUGGAAGAUUUGGGUGAAAAAAACUUGAAAUUCAUCUUUUUUUCAUGAGUGAAUCAAUGAUUUUUAGAAGAAGAAGUAUUGUAAUAUCAGAUUUCAACAAGAAAUUUCGAAAAAAAUUUAUGAAAAAUCGGAACAUAAUUAAUAGUCAUCUGUAUUCAUAAGAAUGAAAAAAAGUAAUUCUCAAAAAAAGUUUUUUUGGCUUUGGCUUUGUUCUAGUGGCCUAAGGGACUGUUUGAGGGACAUAUUUUUUUAGAAAAUUUUCUUUUUUUCUUUUUGCAAGGCUAGGGGGCGAUGAAUAACUGAUUUCUCAUCAGGUACAAUCAUCAUACGGUGGCGUCGAAGGCCUGUGCUCAAAGCUCAAAACAGACCCUGUAAAUGGCCUGCCCAAUGACCACGACACACUGCACAAGCGUCAGGAGGUCAUCUUUUUCCCUUGUUUUCAUUCCCCGUUCUCUUUCUUCCUCCCUUUGUUUUUUGAAUGAAUGAGAAAAGUCGAAUGGAUUACAAACGGAUUAUUUGCAGGCGUUUGGCAAGAACGAAAUCCCGCCGGCGCCCUCCAAAUCGUUUUUCCGGUUAGCGUGGGAAGCGAUACAGGUAAAAAACAACGGGGAUUUUCUGAGUAAAAAAAUGGUUUUUGAUCUGGAAAAAUCGAUAAAAUAUACAAGUUUUAACGUUUUUUUGAGCUUGGAAGUGUGUAAAAAAUUAGGGGACUCUUUUUUUAUUCUGUUUUUUUCCCCUUAAAGGGCGUAAUGUCAAGUUGAACUGUAUGAUUUUUUUUUCACCGAUAUUUUUUGUUGUACAGGUUGAAACAACAAGGAAUUUCAGAAAAAGUUUUUUUUGACCUGGAAACUCGAUAAAAUGGACAAAUUAUAACGGUUUUUGAGCUCAGAAGUAUGAAAAAAUAUAGGGGAAUUUUUGAUUUUAUUUUCAUUCCCUUGGGCGUAAUUUUGUCAGGUUGAAGUGUAUAAUUUUUUUCUCAAACUUCGUUUUUUUCAAUUAUUUUGUAAAUUAUUUUUUUCUUUUCAGUCUGUAGUCAAGGUUUCCCCUUAAAAGAUCAAAAAUCAUAAAAAUCCUAUUUCAAAAAAACAUUAGAAAAAAACAAUUUUUCAAACCUCAAUCGAUUUUCUUUUCAGGAUAUUACAUUAAUAAUCUUAUUGGUGGCGGCAGUCGUCUCACUCGGACUGUCGUUCUACAGACCCGAACACAAUGCAGGUUUACUGUAGCUCAAAAUGAGCUGUGCUCAAUUUAAGUUUCUCAGGAAACGACUCGUCGGAACAGGAGGCGGGUUGGAUUGAAGGCGUCGCGAUUCUGGUCGCAGUCAUCGUCGUCGUGAUGGUGACGGCCCUCAACGACUGGACCAAGGAGAAGCAGUUCAGAGGUGCCUUGGGAGGGGGAAAAGGGAGAAUCUCUUCGCCGGAGUAAAGGAGCGUGUUUCAAAAAGCGAAAUUUUGUUCUUUGAUGCGUCUGUUGCUCUGAAGUGGUUUUGAAAUGAUUUUUUGCUUUCAGAGCAACUUUUCUUUCCUAAUAACUCCUUCAAAUCUAAUAUGGGCGCUCAAAAAGUGUAAACUAUGAUAAACUUCUUUGGAGAGUUUUCAAAUUUUUGUCUUUCUUGUGUGUUCUAGUCACCAAGAAUCGUCAUGAUAUGAAGUUACAAUUUAUUUGAAAAAAAAUUUAGAAGUCUAAAAAAUUGAAGAAAAUAUCUAAGAAAAGUAACUCGUUUUGGCCGAAAGUCUAAAAUUGUUGGAAUAGAAAAAUCAGAAAUAAGAAUUAAAGGAAAUUUUAAAAGUUAUUCAGAAAAACUUGAUGACGAAAACUCAGAAAAAAAACAUUUUCUGCUUUUUUUUUGUGCUCCAGCCUCCAAGAAUCGUCAUUAACAGGAUCUGGAAACAUUAUCAAAAAAAAAAAAAACAGCAUAGAUGUUUGAGCAAACAUAUAGAAAAUUCCCAACCACUCUCAAACGUAUUGUUAAUGACCAAAAAAAAUCGUUAAACUCUGAAAAAGUGAAACUGAAACGUAUCUUCUACAGGACUGCAAUCGAAAAUCGAAACGGAGCACAAAUUCUCCGUUAUCCGAGGCGGCGAGGCGAUCGAUAUCAUUGUGAAUGAAUUGGUCGUCGGAGACGUCGCCCGUGUGAAAUACGGUAAUUUUUGGGGGUACAGUAACCAAUGAUACUGUAGCGAAACUGGAAAUUUUGAGUAGUCUUUUUCUCUGUAAAUUUUUAUUUUUUGUUACGAUCAUUUUUUUUUGGUGGAUUUUAUGUAGCCGAUGAAUAUGGUCAUGAUUUAGAGGGUAAAUAACGAAUACGGUUAAAAAAAUAUUAACUUUUAUGGAAGUUUAUUUCAUACUUUUUGGUCGCCAUAUGUGGCAUUUUCUGGACGAUUUUGGGUAACUGGAAAAUUUUGGUGUGAUUUUAGAUUUUUUCCAUGAUUUUCUUUCGUCUGGUGCGAAUUUUUCUAGAGUAUUUUGAGUAUCUUAGCGAACGGAUACGGUAGAUAAUUCUGAAAAACAUUAGAAAAAUUAUUUUUUUAUGCUUCUCAUCUGCGAAGACAGUAAUUUUCGAAAUUACAGUUAGAGAGUAAUACUGUAUCGGGGCUAGAAGUUUGUGCCUUUACUGUAAGUUCUAUCCUGAAUUUUGGGGGUUUUCAGAGAGUCUGUUCAAAAUACAGUAGACUAGGGAUACUGUAAAAAAGUUGACAUUUUUCGUUGAUACUAGGCUUUCGUUUCGAAUAGCUUCGAAAUUGAUGAAUAAAAUGAUUUUAGAAGGGUAGCGAAUUUUUUUCAAAAUAUGUUUUCAAGGUGACCUCCUGCCGGCUGACGGUAUUUUAAUACAGUCAAACGACUUGAAAAUCGAUGAAUCCUCGUUGACCGGAGAGUCGGAUCUGAUCCGGAAAGCCGUCGAUCAUGACCCCGUACUCCUUUCCGGAACGCAUGCUAUGGAAGGAUCUGGAAGGUUGGUUUUUUUGGCCUUUUUGAGGAUUAUAGUUGUUUUUUCUUUUGAAAAUCUGAUUCAAGUUGUAAUUUUUUAACCUGGAAUCGACUCAGAAAGUCGUAGUCCUGAAAAAAGACUCAUUUUUUUACGAUCUUUUAAAUUGAAGUAUUUUUUUAAAAAGCGAUUCAAAAAUAUAUGUUAUUUUACCGUUUCAAAAUGAGGUAAAAAAAUGGAAAGUCGUCCAUAAGAGUUCCCAUUUUAACUUCAAUUUUUUUCGAGUCGGUAAAGCAUUUUUUUCUCAAAAAAGCAACCCAAAAAAAUGAAAGAAAAAAAUUCUUAUAUUUAUUUUUGAAAAGCUUUAAUAGUUCAAAACCCUUGAAUGUUUUUGAAUUUCCCCAACGAGUUUAUCCAAAAAAUCGAUUUUUUCCAGAUUUAUCGUGACGGCGGUCGGCCUGAACAGCCAGACGGGUAUCAUCAUGAGUUUGUUGGGCGCCGCGAAAGAAAAGAAGGACGAAAAAGCCGAAAACGGGACCCUCAAUUGUAAAUUCGAAACAUGUUCCGAUAUACAAACGAAAUUCAUUUUCCAGCCUCACAAUUGACAUCUGUCGGCAACGGAUUGCCCAACGGAGACUCGAAAAAAGUCGAGAACGCCAUGCCCGUCGAUGAAGAUGGUACUUUCGACGAAGAAAUGCUCUAGUAUUUUGAUAUUUUCAGCCGGAAAAGUCACGAAAUCCGUUCUGCAAGCCAAAUUGUCCAACUUGGCCCUGCAAAUCGGUUACAUCGGAUCGAUCGUCGCCGGAUUGACCGUCUUGAUUUUGAUAAUCCGUCAUUGUAUCACCCAUUAUGCGAUCAAUGGAGAGAGCUUCCAGGUCGAGGAUUUUCAAAAAAUAAAAAAACACUAUUGCUCGAUCUUUUAAAAAAAAACCUUAAAAGACCGCUCCUAGUUUUUAUUUCAAUGAAUAAGGCCGAAAGAAAAUCAUAGUCUUGAUAAGCUGAAGAUUUUCCCACCUUCUUAAAAACGUUUAGAGGGGCUACGGUAGUUCUUUUUACAGUCUUCAAAAGACCUCGUAAAAUUUACCCCCAAUGACUACAACAAGGAUCAAAUAAAUAAAAUACUAGAACUUAUGUUUUGAUAAAAUUUAAAAAUUCGAAACCCACUUUUUCUUUAUUCCAACAUUUUUCCAGGCCAGCGACGUCGCCUACUUUGUCAAUUUCAUCAUCAUCGGUGUGACCGUUUUGGUCAUUGCUGUGCCCGAAGGACUCCCGUUGGCCAUCACCUUGGCUUUGACUUAUUCCGUCAAAAAGGUAAUUAGAAACUCUAGGGAAAAAAAUCUGUAAUAUCAAGAGAGAAUAGCUGAUUAAUCAAUAAAUCACUUUUAUUUCCAUUCAAAAGAAGUAUUCUGUUAUUGAAGGAAAGAGGUACAUUCUUGUUUUUUAGCGAAGAAGGAAGACAUGAAAAAAGAUAAUUGAUGAACUUUUUGUCACAAUUUCGAUGAACUUGAACAUUUUGAAGAUGAUGAAAGACAACAACUUGGUCCGACACUUGGACGCCUGCGAAACCAUGGGAAAUGCGACGUCGAUCUGCUCGGACAAAACCGGAACCUUGACCACCAACCGGAUGACCUGCGUCCAGCAAUACAUCAACAGUCCGUCCCUCAAAAGUUUUCGAAAUUUAAAGACGUUCUCCAGAGCAAUUCUACAAGGGCGAAGUGCCGAAAUUCGAGUCGAUCGAUAAAAGAACCGCCGAUUUGCUCAUCACCGGAAUCUCCAUCAACAGCGGAUACAAUUCGGCGGUUCUGCCACCAAAAAAUCCUGGAGAGCAGCGGCAACAGGUAGAGUAAUGAAGGAAGAGUAAAGAAAAUGUGACUUUUAUUUAAAAAUCAGUGGGAUUGGUCUACAAAAACUGAGCUUGAAUUGUGUUUUUCAGAGGAUAUUUGAAAGUAAAGAGUAUUUUCAAUCGAAAAAAAAAAACAAAAAUCCAAUUUCGAAGUUUUGAAACUCAGAUGUUUUGAUCUUUCGAAAGAGAUACGUUACGACUCAAUUUGUGUUGAGUAUACUCCAAAAAGGCUUCAAAAUAAGAAUUUUUGUGCACCAGUUGUAAUAAUUUUUCUGACGAAAAUUGAACUUCUCUAGGUCGGAAACAAGACCGAAUGUGGACUUCUCGGCUUCGUACUCGACACUGGCAAGAAUUAUGAAGAUAUCCGGCGGCAAUAUCCCGAAGAGAAGCUUUACAAGGUGACAAAAAAUACUUUGGGAAAGUAUUAGAUCAAAAAAAAUGAUGAGUAAUGAAUAAAAGUAGUCGUUGAUCUUCAGGUUUUUUACUUGAUUUUUGCUUGGUAAAAAACCCUGAAAUUCUGCAGGUCUACACGUUCAACUCGUCGCGAAAAUCCAUGAUGACCGUGAUCGAACUGCCCGGCGGCGGAUUCCGGAUCUACGCCAAGGGAGCCUCGGAAAUCAUCCUGGGACGGUGCUCCUACAUCCUGACCCGAAACGGAGCUCUCGAGUCGUUUGGCGCCAACGAGUUCACGGAUCUGACUCAAACCGUCAUCGAGCCAAUGGCCUCGGACGGCCUCAGAACCAUCGGAUUGGCCUACAAAGACAUGGUGCCGGCUGGACAAAAGAAGGAGGAUAACGAGGUUAGAAAUUGGGUCUGAGAGUAGAAAAAGCUCCAGAGGAUGGUUAUAAGUAGAUUAAUGUAGAGCAGGUAGGGAGAUUUAGACGUAAAGAUUGUGACAAUAGCCCCUCGAAAAAAAAAGGAAGCUUCAGAGAAUAGUUAUCAGUAGGUCAAGGUAGAACAGGUUGAGAAAUUUGACAGAAACAAAGGGAAAAUUGAGCCUUUGAGCUCUGAAAUUAUAGUAUCGCAGUUGCGAACAUGCGUGCUGGAGAAAAACUGAAUAUUUCAUUUUUCUUUCACUUUUUUUUUUACUUCAAUUCGUUUUCACUUUUUCAACAGAAUGGGGCUUUGCAAAAAACGCUUCAAGUUACGAAAUCAACAGAGUUAUCAAUGGAGCAACUAUAACUUGUAAAAAAGAGCUUUUCUCCAAGUUUGCAUCCUUGGAAAUUUGAACUUGGAAAAUAAAUUUGACAACAUUUUCAGAUCGAGUACACUGGAGAAAUCGACUGGGAGGACGAGGAGACCAUCCGAAACGGCAUGACUUUGAUCGCGAUCAUGGGAAUCCAGGAUCCCGUCCGACCCGAAGUCCCAGCUGCCAUUGAAAAAUGCCAAAGGGCCGGAAUCACCGUGAGAAUGGUCACUGGAGACAACAUCAACACGGCUCGCUCCAUCGCCACUUCCUGCGGAAUCCUCAAGCCUGGAGCUGAUUUCUUGGCUCUCGAGGGCAAGGAUUUCAAUGCCAGGUAAGGGAAUUGUCAGUGGCGCGUGCUUGGCUUUGAAAAGAGAGCCUCGGCUUUUUUUUAACAGCUUUUGGGGCCAAAAUGGCAAGAUUAUCCAUGGCGCACGACUGCUUUGAAAAAAGAGCCGUUUUCAAACAUUUCGAUUGGGGAGAUUAACGAAAAGCUCAGAGUAAUGAAUAUUUUGAAAAAUUAUAUAGUUAGGUGAACUGAAAAGAACUUUUAGAGAAAAUGAAGCGAAUUUGACUUUCAAAAAAAAAAGUACUGCAGAGGUUUUUAUGACCUUUUUCUCUAGAAUCCGCGACGCCGACGGUAAAGUCAACCAGGCCAAGCUGGACCAGAUCUGGCCCAAGCUUCGAGUUUUGGCCCGAGCUCAACCUUCUGACAAAUACGUCCUCGUCAAGGGUAUCAUCGACAGCAAGAACACCAAGAAUCGGUGAGGAAAAGGGCAAAAAACAUUUUGUUGAAUUUUUAAGAUCUUUCGUGAAAAAAAAAAUUAUUUGUUUAAAAAUACUCCCAGCUCAGAAAUUUCGACAUUAUCAAAAGGCGAAUUCGCUCGAAAAGUUUUUUGUUUUCAUCAUUUUCACCCAUUUUCAGCGAAGUAGUCGCUGUAACUGGUGACGGAACCAACGAUGCUCCGGCCCUCAAAAAAGCUGAUGUCGGAUUUGCAAUGGUUUUGCUAUUUUUAUGAUCGGAGGAUGCUUCAUUCUGAAAACUUCCAGGGUAUUGCGGGUACGGACGUUGCCAAGGAAGCCUCCGACAUUAUUCUCACUGAUGACAACUUCACUUCGAUCGUUAAGGUAUGAUAUAUGCUGAUCAGGGCUGGCUUGAGGGACGUGGCACUGUCUGCGCUCUCCACCAACCUAACAAAAUAUAGUUUUCUAAAAAUUGUGUCAGGACCCUUUUUGGAUGGUUUCAGGCAGCCGUGGGCUAUGAGACAAUGAAAAAAUGGAACAUGAUCCUUUCGACUUUCAGGCAGUAAUGUGGGGCCGAAACGUCUACGAUUCAAUCGCCAAGUUCCUGCAGUUCCAACUGACGGUCAACGUCGUCGCAGUGACGAUUGCGUUCAUCGGAGCCUGCGCCAUCAGUGACUCGCCUCUCAAGGUUGAAAAGAGUCUGAAAAUAUGGCUCAAAGCUUUUUUGGGUUUUUCUUGAGGCUUUUUUUGUAGUUUUCUUUGUCAAAAUUGACACUGGAAUCUCUUUUUCAUUAAUUAUAUAUGAAAAAAAGCCUUUUGAUCGAAAAAAAGAAUGAAAGACGCACCUGAACAUUCCUCAGUAAGUCAGGUACCAUAUGAAAAGAUUAGGCGGAUUUUUAAGCAGAAUAAUUGGAAAAAUUUUUUCUUUUAGACAUUCACUUGUAUUGUCAAAGUUCAAAAGCUCUUCCAAGUUAUAUUCUUUUUCAUCUUCCGCACUUCCAGGCCGUCCAAAUGCUCUGGGUGAACUUGAUCAUGGACACGCUCGCCUCACUCGCUCUGGCCACUGAAAUGCCGACUGAAGAACUUCUCGAAAGGUUUUUUCAGCUUUUAGGAAAUCUCAUCUUUAUUUUAUUUCCAGAAAACCAUAUGGUCGCACGAAAUCCCUGAUCUCAAGAACAAUGGUCAAAAAUAUCGUCGGCCAUGCGAUUUACCAGCUUUUCAUCCUGUUCGGCAUCAUGUUCUGGGGUGAACUUUUAAAAUAAUCAUACUUUUCUGCGAAUUUUUUUCAAUGCCUGAAGAAUCAUAGUCGCGCGGAUGAAGGCUAAUAGCGUUUCCUGAUGGCUUCUGAUGCCUAGGAGCGCAAGUCGUUUUGAGUCGGAUGCAUCUUAAACUGAGAUUCCAAAUAGACGCAUAAGCUUCAAUUGAAAAAUGUUGUUAGAAUGAAGAUUUUCGAAAACGAAUUCAAAAAAAAAUGCUAAAAAUUGACAUUUUAUGGUCGCAUUUGGAAUGGCUCAAAGCUUUUGAAAAGAAGCUUGAUCUAGAGCAUGAGUCGCUUUGAGUCGGCUGCACCUUGAACCGAUUUUUUUCAACACUAUCAAAUUUCCAAUCGAGGGAACUAGAACUUUAAAGCAAAAGGCUUUUUUUUUAGAAAAAAAAUUAUCCAAAAAAACUUGUGUAGAAUUGAAUUGUUAUUAGGCGACAAGAUCAUCCCGAACACGCCGAGCGGAAGAAACGCGCCACUUGGCUCCCCGCCAAGCAAGCACUUCACCAUCAUCUUCAACGCGUUCGUCCUCAUGACUCUGGUCAAUGAGAUCAACGCCAGGAAGAUCCACGGCGAGAGGAACAUUUUCAAGGUGAGUUUUUCGGAAACUAAGUGUUGAGUUUGAUUUUUGAACUGAAAAUUCAUAGAUUUUGUAAAGUUCAUAGAAAAUUCAUCAUCUGUUGAUUAGUCAGACUGGACAGGCUUUUUUGAAUUUCUUUUUACUUCCAGGAAAAUUUAAAUUUUUUACAGGGAAUCUUCACGAACCCAAUCUUCUGCGUCAUUUGGGUCACUACUUUAAUUUCACAGGUAAUCUUGCCUCAUAAUGUGUAAGAUUAAACUAAAAACACAUCUCAGUAAACAUUGAAAUUUGACAAAGACAGAUAUUUUCAAAGUUGUUACAUUUUUUCACUCUACUAAUUCAAAAAAGCGAAAAAAAAGGUCAACACUGGAUUAAAGUUCGAGGAUAAUUUGAUUCGUUUGAUUGAAAGGAAUGAAAGCAAAAGUUAAUGGAUAUUUAGUUUCUAUAUUUGAUUAACUGGUUGAACUCUAGGAGCUAACAGUACUUUUUCUUCUCUACGAAUUCAGCAAGUUUUGAGAUUUUUCAAAUAAACAUUCAUUUCCAGGUCCUUAUUGUUCAAUUUGGUGGCCAUUGGUUCAGCACGUCGCCAUUGGAUCUGACCCAAUGGUUGAUUUGUAUUGGCUGUGGCCUUGGAGAGCUCAUUUGGGGACAGGUAACAGAUUUUUCCUUUUAAAGCUUAUUUUCAGGUGUAAUAUUAUCUAUAAUAUUUCUCUACUCAGAUUUUUCAUCUUCCUCUUUUUCAGGAAUUCCCUAUUAUUUUUUUUUCGUACCCUGACUCAGCAUUAAACAAAUAUAGCAUGUUCCUGUUUGAAUUGCAUUUUUAUCUUCAUUUGUAGAAAAAAAAUUUUGAGUAGUAGGUUUUUUUCGUUUGAUGGAUUUGGUUGGAGGAUAUAAGAGAGAAGACAGAGAAAGUUUAAAGUGAUUAGACGCUAGAGAGAGAAAGAUUACUCUGUUUCCUCUGAUCUCUCUCAAGUCUCGUGUCUAACCGCCAGAUCCAUCACGGUAAUGAGUAGAAGCUCGAGCACAUCUGUUCCCCCACUAACACAAAAUUAGUCCUUUCACCGAUAUCUUGACGCAAGUGCGCUCCAGCGAACAUUUUUUGAUUUUUUUUUUUGCAUAAUUAGACAUUGAAGAGCCAGAAAAGCGAGAGAAUAGUAAUUGCAUGAUGAGACACCAGAAAAAAAGAGACAUUCUGGCUUUUCUGUCGUCUCUUUCAGCUAUCGCUACUCUCGCUUCUUAGCCUUCUGUUCAGAAUUUGUAAAAGCAAAUGUUUUUCAAAACUAGAGAUCCUUGUUUUUCAGAGCGCACUUGCAGAGCUCGAAAACCUAGUUUUUGAAUGAAGCAAACACCUUAGAAUCACAGGAGCACCUAGUUUUGCAGGUGAUCACCUCGAUCCCAUCCACCAUCCUGCCAAAGUCGUUCCGAUUCGGCAAGGGCGACGUCCAGCCGACCUCGAUCAUGUUGAGCGGCGAGUACGACGUCCCGAGUACGGCCUCGGUCGUGCCCGCCAAGCUCGACGGCAGCGUCAGCGGCGAGAAACGGCCCGGCCAAGUCCUCUGGCUCCUCGGAUUGACCCGACUUCAGACCCAGGUAUUCUUAGAUGAAGAUGUAGAGAUUUGAGUUGCGGCGGUUUGGAUCUGUUUCGUAGAGCCAGUCGCAGAAGACAAUGAGAGAUCACUGGAAAUUUGGAGACCUACAGACGAUUUCGAGAGAUGUUAGAGAGUGUUCAAAGUUAGUAGGAGCAGAUACAUCAUAGAUUAGAUAACAUAGAGAAUUAUAAGAAGACGUUCAUUUGAAGAUAUUCAGACAGAAAGCAUUUCUCUAAAAAUCAGUGACUAUGGGAAGCGUGUAAAAAAAAAGAAAAACGCGUCAUGAUGUCUCUAACUUUCCAGUGUUCUCUCUACAAUCUCUGCGAUUCUGGACCCGAUUUCUAGAAUUAUGAUUUAUCGAUAGACUGAAUGAUUCCUUGAAUGGUUUCCCCUUAGUUGGAUUUCAAGGAAAAAAUUAUUGUGAGUAGUUUUCUCAUAUUUUUUAGUCACAAAAAUUUUUCUAUGAACUUUUUUGAUUUUUUGUGAUCCUAAAAAAACUAUAACUAAAAAAAAGAUGAUAAUUUUUUUUACUCCCUCCUUUUUGUCAAUGUGUGAGUGUGCGUGUUUAUGUGUUCUACUUCGUCAAUCGGAAGACAAAAAAUAGAAGAAAAAAAAUUCCAACAGCACACAACAUAUGAAACGCACCACGCUCACAGCUUUAUUCAUUAAUCAAAUCCUACAAUUUUAAUGAUGAUAGUGAUAAUUUUCUACAUCUGGAAAUGUUCAUUGAUUCAUAUAGAGCAGCUUUCGCACAAUUUGGUCAAUAUCUAGGUUUAGUUCACUCAUGGGCAGCUUUGACUACUCCGCUAGUUACAGUAAACCUUUUCGCUUCGAAACAGAUUUUUAACUUUUUUUGAAAACCGCCAAAAAUGAAUUUUAUGUGUCUCGAAGCGAAAAUGUACUGUAGCCGAGAGGCGUGGCUAAACGAAGACCUGAAUGAACUACUCAUUAAGCUUUUCGCAAUUUUUUAUUUUCUUCGAUAUUGUUUUGGAGUUGGCGCGUUUUGUGUGUUGUGUGUGAGUCAAGUGGCAGACGGAUUAGAUCACAAUUUUUUCUGUUUCAAUACCAGCCGCGACGCGACACGCGUCGCGGCUCGGAAUGGAUCGGAAACAAAGAAACACGUCCUCAAGGGGAUACAGUUCAAUUGAGCACUGAAAGUUCAUAAAUUUUGGAUGCGAACUUUUUUGAAAUUCCAAGGGAAACCAAGUUUGAAGCCCUGGAUCAAGGUGCGGUUUUCAGAUUUAGAUUUUAGAUUUGUGCUCCUUUGAGAGUUUAUCUCAACCUAGUUGCUAGUUUAAAAAUUUUUUCCGGAGGCUGAGAAUUCCAUGGAAAGGUACAGAAAAUUGAACUUCUUGACCUUCUUUAGAAAAUAACUAGAUUUUUUCGAUACUAAUAUAAAAAUUAGUUUUCUGAUUGAACUGUAUGAGUACACUCACACGCUGAUAAAAAAUUAAUGAGACAUCAGAGAGAAAUUUUGAAAUCGUUAAGUGAGCACUAAAGUGACUCUUGAAGGUUUCUCGAGAUGUCACUCAAGACUUCAACGGUUUUUAGCUCUUCAUUAAAAAGCCAUUUAGUGAUCACUUAAAAGUGUUAACGCCACCGGAAGGAGAAUUUUAAGACCUCUCUAGUGCUCACUUAAGACUAGAAAAGUCCCUCUGAUGUCUCUAGAAGUCAAAUUUAAAGCACGCCGCCUUAUUUGGAAGUUUGUGGUAGUGAACGGCCGCUGAGUUGCUGUUGCAGAUCCGGGUUGUCAAGGCGUUCCAGUCGGUCAACGACGAUUCGCAUCCGAACUCGCUGACGACGUCGACCGCCGACCGCCUCCGGGCCUCCUACCGUCGCCUCAAAAUCGCCCGCGAACUCGAACAACAGAAAAGUUCGUCGGGGCUCUCAUCUGCAUCGCAUGACGUCACCAAGCGUCGGCCUGUCGCUGGGGCAAACGCGCGCCACGGCGACAGACCGUCGCCACCAAAAUGAUGAAUUUACUUUCUCGUCACUUGUUGCAGGAUCUUCGCGCGUCCUUUUCAUUAGGCAUUUGAAUUUUGAUCAACGGCCCGUGUUUGUAUAGUUUAUGCGUAUUUAUAUCCCUAAAAAACGACCAAACUUGGUUGGUUUACUGUAUUGAAGAGGGGGAAGUGGGAUGAUCUGGAGGGUCUUAAAAGUUCUCUAGGAUUUUGUAGUCUUUAAAUGCCUGAAAAGAAUCUACUAUACUGAGUACUGUAGCUACGAUACACUGUAAUAUCCCUUAAUAGUUUACUGUAGAGGUUAUUUCUUUGAUUAUAACGAAAAAUCUUCUCCUCAAGCUCAUUCUACUUUUUUGGAAAAGAUACUGUACCAAUGAGAUUUUCCAGCUGCCUGAAGAUCAUUCCGCACCUCCCGACCCCAAAAACUUCCCAUAAAACUGAUUUUUCUAGGUUUUAUUAUUCAAGUUCUCUAUUCGAAAUCUCGCUUCUUCGUUUCCUGCACAGCCACGAGCACCAUCAUAUAUAUUUCAAAAAAAUAUAAUUAUAUAUAUUCCAAACGUCCGGUGCUGUAAAUACCUUGUAAAUACAGUUCAGAGGGACCAAAAAAACAGAAAAAAUCUACUUCUCUAUUUCUAUACAUACUUGAUUUUCCAUUUUGUUCUGUCAUAUCCUAUUGGGCAACUGAAUAUUUAUAUUAUUUCCUCUCAAACCAACGAGAACAAAACAUGAAGCAGAAGGUAAUUUGGUGCUUUUCUAUCGAUAAUUUCCCGUUCUUUCCUUCUUUUUAACUACUAGUCAUUUCCACAAUUAACACCUCUGUCCCGCAUUCAAAUUGGAAGCAGAAAAACCCUUAGAAAUAUAGCGCUUAUUCGGUAAAACAAAGGUGAAGAGAAGCUGUAGUUCAUUAACUUUCGGCGUGUUCAUUGAUUAAAUAAAAAAAACAUCACUUGGGAAGAACUUUGCGAGAAAAUAAAAAUGAUAUAGAAAAUUUUGCGCGUAAGAUUGGUGCAUUUUAUGGCAAUGGUGUUUACACAAAACAUCACAUCUUACGCGCAAAACACCUUUUUUCAACAAUUUUCUCGAUGAACACGGCUAUUUGUUUUCUUAUUUUCCCCAACUGCUAAUAAAUGAUAAAAUAUCCUUUAAAUCAACCGGAAGCAUGCGGUAAACUUGUUCCAGGGACUGGUGGCCUACGAGCCGGUGGACAGGUACAUAGUGAGGAAUCAGCGAAGGAUCCAGCCGGAAUGAAGUUCGUCUGA
This is a messenger RNA of Caenorhabditis auriculariae, 15119 nucleotides long. NCBI's taxonomy places the organism in Eukaryota, Metazoa, Nematoda, Chromadorea, Rhabditida, Rhabditidae. The record is from the annotation of a GenBank genome assembly.